Messenger RNA from Ostreobium quekettii, 1467 nucleotides. NCBI's taxonomy places the organism in Eukaryota, Viridiplantae, Chlorophyta, Ulvophyceae, Bryopsidales, Ostreobiaceae. The record is from the annotation of a GenBank genome assembly.
AUGUCGACCGUCGACGAAGCCUCGUCUCUGAUCUGCGACCUGUGCGACGCGUUCUACAAGCAGGGAUGGGUGUCCGGCACAGGGGGUGGCAUCUCCAUAAGGACGCCCGCAGGCAUCGUGGUGGCGCCCUCCGGCGUGCAGAAGGAGCGCAUGCUGCCGGCCGACAUGUUCGUGCUGGACGAGGAGGGGGAGAUCACGCGGUGCGGGGCGCAGAGGCCGGGUAGCUCGAAGGCCCCAAAGCUCAGCGAGUGCGCACCGCUGUUCAUGGCGGCCUACAAGCUUAGGAAUGCAGGAGCCGUCAUUCACAGCCACUCGAUGCAUGCCAUGCUUGCGACCCUCGUCGAUGAGGAAUCCACUGAAUUCAGUGUCACGCAGCUGGAAAUGAUCAAGGGCAUCGCCGGGCACGGAUAUUACGACAACUGUGUAGUGCCCAUCGUUGAGAACACUGCCCGAGAGUGUGAGCUCACGGGCAGGCUGUCGGAGGCAAUAAGGCUGUACCCAAAGACCAGCGCAGUUCUGGUUCGGAGACAUGGGGUCUAUGUUUGGGGCGACUCCUGGAUCCAGGCGAAAACCCAGGCAGAAUGCUAUCACUACCUGUUUGAGGCUGCUGUUGCGAUGCGCCAAAUGGGUGCAAGGGUAAAAGAGGUCCCAAGGGGAGCUGCUGGCAAUGGAUGCACAGCUGCCAUAGGCCGACCAACCAAAAGGGCACGAUUGGAUCACAUCCGCCAGCCAUUGAAGGUGGUUGUGCUGGACAUAGAGGGCACUGUGUCGCCACUGUCUUUUGUGGCCGAAACCAUGUUCCCCUAUGCCAUGCGCUACAUGCAGGAACACCUGACACAGUCCUACACCACAGACCAGACUAAAAGAGUCGUGGAGGCCAUAAGGAAGCAGGCAGCUGAGGACAAAGCGUCUGGUCUCAGCGACAUUGUGAUUCCCCCUGCCACUGAGACGCCUGAGAUAGUGAUCUCUGCCUGCUACAAGUGGGCCAUGGGUGCUUCUGAAACCAACAGGAAAGUGGCUGCACUGAAGAACCUCCAGGGACACAUCUGGAGGAAAGGCUUCUCAAGUGGCGAACUUGUGGCGCCGCUGUUCCCUGAUGUGCUGCCCGCGCUUAAGGCAUGGAAAGAGAACGGCGUCAAGGUCUACAUUUACUCCAGCGGGUCAAGAGAGGCACAGAGGCUUUUUUUCGCACACACACAGGUUGGCAACCUGCAUGACUACACAUUGGGUUUUUUUGACACAACGGUGGGCCCGAAAUUCGAGCCCAGCAGCUAUGAAAACAUUGCACUGACUGUCGGCGUGGAGGAUCCCAGCCAGAUCUUGUUCAAGACAGACGCUUUGCACGAGGCACAAGCGGCCAGCGCCGCUGGCUGGCGUGCCGUGCUAGUCGACCGACCAGGAAAUGCCCCCAUUGACGCCAAGCACAGCUUCGAAGUGGUGACAUCGCUCACAGAGAUCAGGGAGUAA